AAAGCGAUGCAAAACAUACCGAAGCCGUCAACUAUACAAUCGUUUGCAUAUCAUAUGAGAAAUCGUUACCAAAACUUCUCAUUCAACCAAAAGCUGAAGAAUUUGUACGACUUUUACGAAGACUUUAUUGGUGUGAAAGAAGUCCGCAAAACACAAGAAGCGGUUCUCAAAAGUGAAUCAGUGUUUGCGGAGUCCACUAAAGCGAGACGUGAUGUACAAAACGAUAUGAUCGGUCUUCAGGAACAGCUCAAACAGAUCCGACACAAAUUGGAUUCGACGCAAAGGAGUGAUGAAUCGUAUUUGUCUUUAAUCACAAAAGAGCACCAAUUAAUCAAAAACGAGAUCCAAAUGAUUGAUUCGCUCCGAAGACUGGAACAAACUGAGAGACACUUGUUUUCCGAGUUCUCUAACAAAUUAAGAGACGCUCACGAGGUUGAACGCCUUCGUCAGGAAAAGACGAAAUACCUGUCAAUGUUUGGGACAAUAGUGGGCGCGUGUCUCGGCAUUAUAGCCGCCAGUAUUAACCACGCAUUCAAACGAAGAGACUUCAAAGAAUUGGCGCAAAUGAUUGAACUGACGAAGAAUUAUAAGCUCGAAGUGACCAACACUUCAAUACCUGAUACGGUUAGGGAAGAGACGCCUGUUUUAGUUGAGAAAACAUCGAUCCAAACACAGACUGACAAUAGAAAUGAAGAUAAAAUCGUUGAAAUCAUUACAAACACUGAAUCUAAUUUAGAGUAUAAAAUGAAAGUGAAUAGUUUGACAACAGUUGUGGCCACUUAUGCACUCAUUGCCAUCACUUUACCCAUAAUUAUACGAUUUUUAGGCGAUUAAGUGUUUAAACAAUUUAUACAUAUUAUAGUAAAAUCAUUUUAUAUUUUAAUCUUUUGCUAAAAAUAUAGUAAAUAUUAAAACAAAUUCUAAAACAAAGACAAGAAUAAUA
Messenger RNA from Medioppia subpectinata, 943 nucleotides. The record is from the annotation of a GenBank genome assembly. NCBI's taxonomy places the organism in Eukaryota, Metazoa, Arthropoda, Arachnida, Sarcoptiformes, Oppiidae.